UAUGGAUCAACCAACAACUUCAAAUGUUUCUACAAUAACUCCAACAAUAACAACUAAUAUUAAUUCAACACAAUCUUCUUCUACUACAACUAGUAUCAAUACAAAUCCUACAAAUAUUUCAAUUUUAAAUAAUUUACAAAAUAUUAUAACAACUCCCUCUUCAACACAACAACAGCAGACAAAUACAACAAAUAAUUUAAUACAAAAUACACCUACAACAGCAUUAGUUCAACCAAUGAUUUUUAAUAACCAAACAACAUUAAAAUCUUCAACAACAAAUAUUUGUCAACAAAAAAUGAGAAAAGAAAUUUAUAGAUAUACUUGUGAGGAUAUGUUAUUUGCUGCUGCUUGGUCAAAUAAAAUAUAUGAAGAUAGAAGAUUUAGACUUGUAGUUGGGACUUUGUUAGACGAAGAAAAAAUUAUGAAUAAUAAGGACCCAUCACAGCCAGAAUUAUUUGCUACUACCUCAAAUUAUUUACGUAUUUUUAGAUAUCAUCCAAAUAGAGAUUUUAAUCAAAUUCCAAUUACAUUAGAGUGUGAAUUAUAUUCUACUAAUAAAUCAAACAUUUAUUCUGCACCGUUGACGGGACUUGACUGGAAUGAAGUAGAUUCUACAUUGCUAGCUACAUGUAGUAUUGAUACAACAUGUACUGUUUGGAAUGUUGAGACUGUUCAACAAAUUGGGCAAAUCAAGGCAAUUGAAGGUUCACAAAAAACCCAAUUGAUAGCUCAUGAAAAGCCUGUGCAUGAUAUUGCUUUUGCAAAACUGGAUAGUGGGGGAAGAGAUCAAUUUGCUACUGCAGGUGCAGAUGGCAGUGUUAGGCUCUUUGACCUUCGUUCACUUCAACAUUCUACGAUUUUAUAUGAAGAUCCAGAAAAACGAAUGUUAAAUCAUGUAGCUUGGAAUAAACGUGAACAUACAAAAUUGGCAACAGUUGCACACGAAUCUUUUGAGGUUGUAAUUUUGGAUAUUCGAGUUCCUUGCAGACCUUUAGCUCGUUUUGGAAAUCAUAGAGGAUUCAUAAAUGGAAUAGCUUGGGCACCUCAUUCAACAGUACAUAUUUGUACAGCUGGUAGUGAUCGACAAGCAUUAAUUUGGCAAAUGAAUCAUUUUAAUAGAGAUGAACCGAUACUUGCAUAUACGGCUGAAGGAGAAAUUAAUCAAAUUCACUGGUCUAAUAAUUUUCAUCAAUGGAUUAGUAUAUGUUUUAAUAAGAAUAUGGAAAUUUUAAGAGUUUAA
Meloidogyne enterolobii is the source of this 1240-nucleotide messenger RNA. Lineage: Eukaryota; Metazoa; Nematoda; Chromadorea; Rhabditida; Meloidogynidae. The record is from the annotation of a GenBank genome assembly.